This is a messenger RNA of Tetrahymena thermophila SB210, 501 nucleotides long. Its product is annotated as transmembrane protein, putative. Lineage: Eukaryota; Ciliophora; Oligohymenophorea; Hymenostomatida; Tetrahymenidae. The transcript has a single exon. The record is from RefSeq and is a predicted model, not a curated record.
AUGAUAGCUAUAAAACUAAUUAAAGUGUAGCCAAAUGUUUUCAUACAAAACCCUUCUCCAAAAAACAUGCAAGCAACAAAAUUUGACCAAAUAGGAGAAGUUUAGAAUAAAAUAGUUGAUUCACCUAAGUUUAUUAAUUGUGUAGCUGUGAAAAAUAAUAUAGUUGAUCCAUUGCUAAAAAGUGCUCUUAGUAUUAAAAAUUUAAAUGUGUUUUUAUCUGUGCAGUAAGUGCUUUCUCCAGUUACUUUCAUAACAUUUAGAUUGAAUAUAAGAACGAAUAUUGAUCUAUAAUAUAAAAGUUCAAAAACAGGAAUGUGCUUUAAUUUUUUCGUAACAAGAGAGGCAAUUGCCAUCGUAAACGAUCCUAUUAUAGCAUAGAUAUAAGGGAUUUUAUGCUAAUAUUUCUCAUCAAGUUUUUCAAAAACUUAAACUGUUUGGUCAUAAAUUUCUUUUAACUUCAUUCUAGUGUGUUUUCUAAUUGGUUAUUUAUUGAUUAAUUGA